Messenger RNA from Telopea speciosissima, 714 nucleotides. Its product is annotated as E3 ubiquitin-protein ligase ATL6-like. The transcript has 2 exons. The record is from RefSeq and is a predicted model, not a curated record. The coding region runs from base 1 to 714 and encodes 237 amino acids. NCBI's taxonomy places the organism in Eukaryota, Viridiplantae, Streptophyta, Magnoliopsida, Proteales, Proteaceae.
AUGUGUGUCCGCGAGAAUGAGCAAAGAAAUAGAGAAGUUGGUUUACCACAGUUCCACUUAAAAAGGGAGAGGAUUGAGAUGCUGAAGAGGGAAGUGGGAGAGUUGAAGGAAGUGAUUGAAGGAAAGAAGUACCUGUUGCAGAGCUACAAGGAACACAAGGCAGAGCUAUCCGUUAAGGUCAAGGAACUGCAGGAGAGAUUGGCCUCUCAGAGCAGUAACAGUAGUCAAUCCCCACCCGUCGAUGAUCCCUAUGACUACAGCGGCGAUUUUUUCAGCCCUUCGAUGGGCAUCGCACUUGUCGUCAUCAUAGGCGUCUUCUUCAUCUUAGGCUUCAUCUCCAUCUUCAUCAGCCGUUGCAGCUUGCAGGGGUGUGAAAGUAUUAGCCUUCAAAGUGGAGAAGGUGGAAUGUCAAGAAGGGGAAAUCGAGGUCUCGACCCCGCCGUGAUCGAUAUUUUUCCAACCUUCGCCUAUUCAUAUGUGAAGAGUCACAAAUUGGGUAAAGGGGCUUUGGAGUGCGCCGCAUGCUUGAACGAGUUCGAAGACGAAGACACGAUUCGAUUGCUGUCCAAGUGUGACCAUGUCUUCCAUCUUCAGUGUGUUGAUGCUUGGUUAUUUAAGCGCACAACCUGCCCAGUCUGCCGGGCUAACCUCGUUCCUGCAAUUAAGGAUGGAGAAAUCCCACUAACUAAGGAGUCUCGACUCUCGAGACAGUGA